Plodia interpunctella (Indianmeal moth) is the source of this 6003-nucleotide messenger RNA. RefSeq names its product salivary glands marred (gene sigmar). Gene Ontology annotation, biological process: regulation of apoptotic process. Gene Ontology annotation, cellular component: cytoplasm. The record is from RefSeq and is a predicted model, not a curated record. NCBI's taxonomy places the organism in Eukaryota, Metazoa, Arthropoda, Insecta, Lepidoptera, Pyralidae. The transcript has 6 exons. The coding region runs from base 400 to 975 and encodes 191 amino acids.
CGGGCCGAUAUGGUCGCAAGCAGGAGCGAGGGCCCAAUCAAAUCAUUUAGCUCGUGGACGUAUGUGUGUGAUGACAAAAUAGCUCUCUAAUUGUAUUUUCCGCGUAAUGAAUUACAGUUUAUUUUAAUUUAUAUGAACACUGACUGAAAAUCAAUGGCUUUUACAAUCUACGAAUUAAUUCUAGUGUGCCCGUGAAUAAGCAGUGUAAAAUAGUUGUAAGACUUUAUUGACUGGUGUGAUAAAUAAUAAUAUUUCUGUGAAAAUGACCGCAUCUACUAUGAUAGAGUUGGAGUCUUGGAUAAUCUAUCAAUGUGUCCUGAAUGAAUGCCAUGUGUCUAGCUGAGCAGAAGAUAUAAGUAACAAGUUUAGUCAUUUCCCGAGUUCAUUUGAAUUUUCUCCAUGGUAUCUACUUCAAUGGAGGGCGGCGCGUGGUGCGCCCGCGACAUCUCCCUGCGCGCGCAGAAGAAGUUCCUGUCGAGGGUCGGCGGCGCGGCGAGCGCGCGCGCGCUCGUGUUGGACGAGCACGCUGCCAAGCUUCUCGACCAGUUCCUGACAGUGCUUCGCGAGCGGGUGGAGAAGCGCGAAGCAGAGAAGUUGGUGAAGCACGUGAUCAAAGCGGCCGUAAAACUAGGUGUCCUCCGACGACACGGCCAGCUGUCUCCGGCUGAUGAGCGGGCGUUGGCCGCCUUCAGGUCUAAGUUCCACACUGUGCUGAUGGCGGUGGUGUCGUUCUGCGAGGUGGAGUUCUCAUACGACCGCGGGUUCCUACAGGACGCCUUGCGCGAGUCCCACCAGUCACUCAAAUCUGUAGUAGAACGUCACCUGUCAGACAAGUCUGUGUCGCGGCUGGCGGGCGUGUUCACGCUGGCGUCGCGCGCGGAGCUGCUGGACUCGCUGUUCGCGGGCGAGCUGGACGCGCGCGUGCUGCAGCUGGCGCGCGCGCUGCGCUCGGAGCUCGACCGCGGGCUGCUGUAACCGCCGCAGGUGAACCACCUCAUUUAGCAGGGUUAUAGGAACCGCGCGUUCUUCAUUCGUUAUCUCCACAUUGUGGAGAUUUUCCAGAAGUUUCUGGGAGAUUUUCGGGAAUUCCGGAUUUUUUGAUGCUUCAAAUGCACUGUGAGGAUCGUUGUAAUACAAAGAUUCAAACCGCCAGACUUGUUAUGUUGUAUUUCUUGCCGCUGUCUUAUGUUUCGCUAAUUUCUCAAUGAAUCCUGUGAAAUAUUUUCUUCUGGUAAGAGAAACCAUACAUUUCAAGUAUUUCUUCACAUUAGAAAAUUUAUGAAAAACGUUGUUGAACAACGAAAUAUUCACAAUAUAGCACUUUCCACGUAACGCACUAUUUAGUGAGAUUGUAAAGGGAAAUUUAUAUCAAAUACGAUUUGUAAGUCGACGAAGGUAUUCAAUUUUCACUUGCCGCCUAUAAUAAUAAAAUGAAACAACAUUUUCUGACAGCAAGCUUGAGAUUAAGAUUGAAAUUUAAUAUUAUAUAAGUUAAAAGUGACUGUCACGUGACAGUUCGUAAUCAGUGAUGUUAAUUUCAUGGAAUUAGUAGGCACUCCGACGAAGUACCACUUACCAAAUCCAUGGUUAAUUUAGACUGUGACAUCAUUUCAUUAUAUCUAAAUGUUACACACGCUUGUAAAAUACCUAUGUAAGUACUAAUAAUUUCUUAUUUUUCAUGUAAUUACUAAAAUUAUAUUCAAGUAGCUCUCUGAUUGUCGGUAGAUGGCUUUAAAUAAUAAUUUGUUUAAUUUUUCGCUAUAUUUUUAAUACUUUUACUUAAUUCUUCAGAAUCUCUGUUUGGUCGCUGUCAAAUAUAUUACGUAAAUACGUCAUAAUAUAUUACGUAAGUAGUAUAAUGUAUUACUUAAAUGCAGAAUGGACCAGUUUGGACAUUUCAUAAGGAUAUAAAACUCUUUUAGCUUUGAACUGUUUUUGAUCAAUCUGUGUGAUUUAUCCUAAUAUACUUAUUUAUUUAUUUAAUAUUUAACUUUGAAAUUUAUUGCCAUUGUAACUUAACAAUGCACAAAUGGUCUACUUAUUGCCAACUUAAAAAUGACAUUUCUCAUCACCAUAUUUCUCUUGAACCGCACCUGAUUCCGAAUAUUUUUUUACAAAUCAUUAGGCUAAUUAGUCAAUUGAUUCAUUUAUUAGUAAUUUUAUAUAAAAAUUACUAAUUAUAUUUUAAACUAAAACGUUCCCGUAGAAACAAAAGACUAACGAAGUAAUGAGGAACACUCUGACAUUGUAAAAUAUAUCGAUGUUUUUAUUGUCUAUGUUUUUUCUAAUUGGUGUGUUGAUGUUGAAAUGGAAUGAAAAUACAAUGCAAUUUUCGGUGUUGAGGUGUUGUAUAAAUGUCGAAUAUAUAGGAGAAACUGUUAAAAUAUGUUAAGUAUGUGUCUCGUUUUUCUACUGUAACUCUUUAAACACGAAUGGAUAAUAUUCUCGUUAAAAUUAAUGACAGCGGACCUCGUAAAUUUUAAUGCUAGCGAUUAUCUGAAACACGUAGACAGAUAACUAGAUGUAAAAUUGUUGAUUUUAAAAUAAUUGGUUUCUCGGAGAUUUACGGGAAUUCCGGGUUUUUAGAUGCUUCAAAUGCACUGUGAGGAUUGUUGUAAUAUAAAGAUUCAAACCGCCAGACUUGUUAUAUUGUAUUUGACAAAACUGGAAGGAAAAGACCAAAGAUUUAAGAUUUACGGACAAAUCAAUUGUAUCGAAAUCUGGUUUGAAAAAAAAAAAACUAAAAAACACUAUGGGGGCUUAAAAAUUAAACUCCAGGCCAGUACUGCUUAAUCAAUUUAAAAUAUGUUAUGUUUAUCGUAGUUAUCUUCGCAACUUGCCGUAAUAUACUGCCAGUAUUUUAGCUAUUUAAACUAUACUCCAAAAUACUAAUAUAUACUAAGUUCACUGCAGACUAUGUCGAUACAGCGUCUUGCCUUGUCAUAUUGAACACAAGAAAUAAGCACAUAUACGCAUUUAAUAGAUGUAAAUAUAAAUGUAAUGUUUAUAAAAGGUAAUUUUAAUUUGCUCGUAAGGAAUGUCCGUGUGUUGAAGACGGAGAAAGUAGAACUGUUUUACGAUUGUACGUGAUGAAUAUAUCGAAAUUGAUGAAAUUAAAAUUUAAUAACAAAAAUUAAUUUAUAUUUAUGGGAUUUGUGAUUUUAUAUUUGAUGCAAGUCUCCGUUAAGAUCCAGUUAUUUGAAAUGAAUUUAUUUUACCGAAAUAUUUUUUAUUUUAUGAAUGACCUGACCUGUGUCAAUUUACUAAACUGAAUCUUUUAUAAAAAAACGGCUUAAAGAAAUGCUUUGUGUUAUAGUUAUACUAACUAUAAUAGUUCGUUGUUGAAAAUAACAGAAUAUAAGUAUAAUCGAAAAUAUAAACAAUUUUCUUUUUGUAUUUUGGUUAGAAAAUUUAUUUCAAAUAAGCUGCCGCUCCCUUUAACUGGUUCAUAUCAGGUAUUGUUAGUUUAUCAUCCUAUUACCUUGUCGUUUUCUAAAUUAGAUAUCAGUGGUUACCAAUGCAUAACGUUAGGUAUACAAUUACUCGAAACAGAAGCUAAGUUAGGAUAAGGUAUAGCUAAGUUAGGAUAAGGUAUGUAACAUAGUGGUAAUUUUCUUUAAUCGAACACUAAUAUCUUGUCACCUAUGAAAAAUUUUUAAGACUGCUUCUGAAUGUUCGAUGGUUUUCAAAUUUUCGAUAUUGGAAAUCGGACGCUUUCGAUCGUUGCGAUUAUUAUAAUAAUAGGUACUAACCUGUUCACUUGAUGCAUCUAUUGAGAACAAAAUUACCAGAUUUAUUAUUUUUCUUUACUUUUCGCUAAAACAUAAAUGAAAAAUUUUAAAAUCAUCGCAUCAACUACGUAUUUUUAUAUAAUUGAAAACAAUUUCGGACCAAAUCUCUUAAAAAAUAACAGAGUAAACAUAUCUGAGCGGAAUUCAUAUCUAUGUUAGCAAUAACGAAUCGGUUUAGUGUUAGCACGAUAGAUGGCGGUAGUUUCCACUGCGUAUGCGCACUAUAUCUUGCCUAACAACACUGUUCACUGUUUAGAUUAUAACUACUGUAAUACUAAAUUUGGGCGUAUUGUAUAGUUGUUUAGGGCGUAUUUCCAAAGGAGUAAAUGCGCAGUAAGUGAUCUGAUAUUGCUUUAUAUGUGGCAGGAGAUUUUUUAAGCAAUUAUUAUUUAGUUCGGUUCCAAAAUUAUCAUUUAAAAAAAAAUAUCAUAAAAGUAUUUAAAUAUUUAAUUAGUUAUAAAUACGAUUACUAUUACAAUAAAAUUGCUAUUUGCUUGUGAGUAUACUUGUGUUAUUCUAUCUCAUUAUUUGUUUUCAUGUGGGUGAAUUAAUGUCAGUCGAAUUGUAGCGUUUACUCCUUACAAAGAUAAAUGCUAUCUGAGAUAGCGCCCACUCGCUAGACGAAAUCGGAGACGUCCACGUAGAUUGUAUUAAAAGACAAUAUCAAUGUAUAAAUGUUCAGUGGUUCUUGUAUGUCAUUCGAUGUUUUUAUUUUUAGCAAGAUAUCGUUAGAAAAUAAAGAAAAAUUGUUGAUUAUUCAAAAGUAAGUGUAUUGAGACAAGUCUCAUUUUUGUACUUUUGAAUCUUUGCAUGCCUAGUAUAAAACAAGGACCUCGUAGCCUUUAUCUGUCUGUUAUAAUCUAAUUGUGACGCUGAUACAUACAAUGAUACAUGUGGGAGAAUACUGAAAUUAAUAAUAAUUUAGGAAAAUGUAUAUAUUUAGGAAUGAAAACAAUAUUAUUAAUUUAAUAUUCAUCAUGUUUUAUAUUGGAAUUUUAAAAUAUGAUUAAUGAGUAGUACAUAGUAAAUUAACGUACCGGGCACAACGUGGUUGAGGCAAUUCAGAGAAAGGUAAACAACUUGCCACGUCGGCCGUCGAACAACGUCUGAUCUGUCGAAAGAUCGUACGGCAUUUAUAAAGGCGGGUUGGUAUCGUUGGUAUCGGUACGACGGUUGAAUUUAAAAAAAAACAAAAGUGAAUUUAUAUUUUUCGUCCACAUACAUAAUAUGCAAGUAAAACGGGGCGAUUAGCUUCGAAUUUGAUACUUCGAUAUUGACAGAUAUUCAUUCUUCGAUAUUAUGUUUCGUCUCGCUCAUGUAAUAAAGAGAAAAGCGCAUUAGACAAACACGAGAAGAAAUGGGACAGAGCGAUAAUAUUACUCAUAAGCAUUACAAAACCGGGCUAACGGUAAAGGUUUUUGCAUGGAAUUAGUAGGUACUCCGUACUUAUUAAAUCCAUGGGUUUUUGUCUACAUCGUGUCACUCGGUUAUCCGUUGUCUUAGUUUGUUUUUAUUUCCACCCGGAUAAUUAAUAUUGGUCUAUGUUGCCAGUAUAUUAUUCAUGACGACGACGUAACUAUAACAACGCGACGACGAUAUGAAAUGAAUGACGAUAUAAAGUAAUCGAUUAAGAAUUCGGGUCAAACUCAGAAAUUAUCACAUUAAUGGCAAUUUGUUCACUCAACCGUUUCAGUCUGUUAUUAUAUACAGGAAUUCAGUUUUAUUUAUAACUAGCGGCCCAUCUCAGCUUCGCUCGGGUAAACUGUAAUUAAUUGUACACCUAAAUCUUUCUUAGGAAUCACACUAUCUGUUGCGUAUAGUUUUAAUGAGCAUAAAGCAUACAGAGAGAAGCGACUUCGUUUUAUACAAUUUAGUGAUAAAUAAAGCUGAAUUUCAUAUAGAUUUAGCCUUUAUUGGCUUUUACUAGUAAUUCUAGUAGGGUUGGGUUGAACUGUUCAACAUUACAUUUUUCUUUGUCUUUGGGAAACAAUUAAGACGAUUUUAUAAUUUUUAUCUCAGAUAAGAGAAAGACACUCGCACUGAAGCACUCGGUCAUGACAUUUUGCAUGUAGAUAGGUAGGACGGUCACCGAUGCCUGACUAGUUGGCUGAAGUUAAGCUCUACCGCUGUGUUGUAUUUAUAUGUUCAUUAUUUGUUAAGCUGUGGUAUAUAUUAUUGUAAGAUUUGAUAUCAAAUAUACAAUUGAUAAGUU